Messenger RNA from Adineta ricciae, 714 nucleotides. Lineage: Eukaryota; Metazoa; Rotifera; Eurotatoria; Adinetida; Adinetidae. The record is from the annotation of a GenBank genome assembly.
AUGCCACUGCAAUCGCAUAUGCAGCUAAGUACAACACUCAAUCUUUUAACACUCUUUGUCUUAUGUCGAUCAACAUUCCGAAAACGCUCAAGGCCGACCCACGAUCCACUAUAUGCGUACAAUAGCAGUGAUCGAUUUUCUUGGAGUAUACGGAUGGAAUGUCGAUGGUUAUCUAAGUGCUAUUCAUGGAUUUUCAUUAACUUAUUCGUAUUCAGUGGCAUCAUAAGUGUCGGUGGAUAUAUCGUUGCCGACUCGCCACUGCGCCCCAUGAUUUCCACAUUCCAGACCGUACAUUUGUGGAUUUAUGAUCUUAUUCCAUCAGGAUUGAUUUUAUCAUUCAAUUUUCUCUCAAUUCAUCAUUUGCAUAAACUACGACGAACAACAACCAUAACAAAUUCUAAGAUUCGCCAUCAACCAAUUACAAUCACUCUUAUCAUUUCUGGUUUUACAUUCGUGAUGACACGAACACCAGCUUCGCUUAACUAUGGCUUUCUCUAUCCGACUCUUUCCAAAACGUAUUGGGGCCGGUAUAUUAUUGAUGCAUUUAAUUUACUUCUAUACACAUGUCCUGUUCUGAGUUUUCCUAUUUAUUUUAUGACAUUCAGUGAAUUUCGUCAUCAACUGAUUAACUUCGUCACAAGAAGACCAGUUACGACAAGAAUUGCUGGAGAUGCACCAGUUCAAGUUGUGCAAGUCAGAGGACAAAACAAGUAG